AUGGCCGAAGAUCCCCAACCUCUGACCCUGAAGGAACGCAUCCAAGCACUGAACGCUGCCCAUAUUGGCCGCAUUCCUGGAGAGCCGCCUCGACCCUCGUCUCAACCUCCUCCUAUUGCCGCACAGCGUCCCGUGGUGAUCAAGCAGCACAGCGUCAACAUCCCGCCGGAAAAGGUCAAUGGAUCAGUCCUUGACUCGAGGCCGGGCAAUCUGCCUGCUCCUCCACCUCCCCCUCCCGUCAGAAAGCAACCUCCGCCACUCCCCAGUCGGAAUACAUCGCGGGAAGAACAGAGGAGGGGUUCGGUAGCGUCGACCCUUUCAAGUGGCACAAAUGACACAUCUUCCACCAAGACGUCGACCAUACGGACCAAGUCGACAGAAUCGCUGAACAGAGUCAAAGCCCCAGCAUGGGGAGAAUGCCAACUGCCCGCUCUGCCGCCCCGAAACACCAACCCACAGGCUGCUACAAGAAAGUCGGACGAGCACCCCGGCUAUGCGAAUCGAGUCCCCUCGGCCACGGCUGUGGUCACGUCCGCCUUGACCCAAAAGGCCAGACCUGCUCCACCACCUCGACCCUCUCUUCCGCCGAGACGACCUUCAGCCAAACAUGAGAAUUUUCAGCAAGAGCCUGCUGCGGAUGUCCCGAUACGGAAAAUGCCUCCCAUGCCCUCUGCCGAGUCGAUAGAGAAGGCAAAGAGGGCUGCUUUCGGUUAUAAUACUCCCAAAGAACAGCAGACCGCUCAGAGACCUGUGGCGGUCAGAGAACCGGUGCAAUCGCCGAUAAGAUUACCUAUAUCUUUACCUGUGCGACAACCCUCCCUGCCUUGCCAAUCGAGGGAAAAUACACCGGUCGCACCAAGAGAUGCUGAGGUCACUCGACAGCCGCACACUCAGCCAGCUCCCCCUCCCGUUCCGGUUUCUUCGCGACCAGAUCUUUCGGCGAUACAGGCGACGAAACCAAAGUUUGCCACGCCUUCAUCCAAUGGUAGUCUGUCGCCAACCGUCGACCUCUGUUUGGUCUGUCGAGACUUUUCAGGACCCGAUCACCAAGCCACGCUCUUUCCCAGAACUCAAGUCACUUCUCUCCAGACAUUGGCCCAACAGUUGACUGCACCAUUUCCGUCGCCAACGGAUAAAGCUCGAGCGAUCUUUUCGUGGCUGCAUCACAACAUUGCCUACGAUGUCGUCAGCUUCUUCAACAACAACGUGAGAGGCUCCACGCCACAGUCAACUCUGCAGACCGGACUGGCAGUCUGUGAAGGUUACGCCGCCCUGUUCACGAACCUGGCGACCUACGCGGGCCUGGAAUCCGUCGUUAUUUCAGGCCACGGCAAAGGCUACGGGUUCAGCUCGCUCGCCCCGGGCUCGCCACUCCCACCCUACAAUGCGGGCCACGCGUGGAAUGCCGUCAGGAUCGACAACGGGGAGUGGAAGCUGAUCGACGCGUGCUGGGGCGCAGGCCACGUCCAGGGCCCAGGCCAGCCGUACGUCAAGAAAUUCCACUCGGAAUGCUUCACCAUGUCGAACGAGGAGUUUGGCAUCAAGCACUUCCCAGGCAACAAGGACCACUUCUUCCUGCCCGGCGGCCGCCGCAUGAGCUGGGAAGAGUACAUCGUGAUUGACCCGGCCAGUUGGCCGGAUAUGGUCGAGGGACCUACCAUCUUCACCAACGCCAAAGAGGACUACUCGAUCGGCGAGAAAACCGUGCACCCGCGCGCGCGGAAAAUCAACGCGCGCCAGCAGCCCGGGACCGUCGUCCGCUUCCAAUUCGGACUGCGCUGCGCGCAUUGGACGCUCGAACACCACACGCGCAAGGGCCCGCCCCCGGUCUUCGUCGUCCAGGUCGGCGGAGUCGAUGGGCGAAACAAGGAUCUGGUCCCGCUGGAGUAUUAUCCCGGGCCGGCUGGGCAGGGCGGCGAUUUGUGGUGCGCGGACAUCCCUGCCUGCGACCUAGGCGCGCCGGGCCAGACAGUCACCCUUUUCGCGAUCACGAGUUUCGGCAACAGGCAGGACUGUCGUGGGCUCAGCGUCAAAGAGUUCCGCGAGGGAAAGGGCAGGGUCGGAAUGGGUUUCACCGGCGUUGCGGCUUGGGAUCUUGUGUAA
Molecule: messenger RNA, 2103 nt
Organism: Cladophialophora carrionii CBS 160.54
Lineage: Eukaryota; Fungi; Ascomycota; Eurotiomycetes; Chaetothyriales; Herpotrichiellaceae
Exons: 1
Coding region: 1-2103 (700 amino acids)
Source: RefSeq, a predicted model, not a curated record